Molecule: messenger RNA, 2290 nt
Organism: Thunnus maccoyii (southern bluefin tuna)
Lineage: Eukaryota; Metazoa; Chordata; Actinopteri; Scombriformes; Scombridae
Gene: rgs7a
Product: regulator of G protein signaling 7a
Exons: 20
Coding region: 333-1712 (459 amino acids)
Biological process (GO): G protein-coupled receptor signaling pathway; intracellular signal transduction; regulation of G protein-coupled receptor signaling pathway
Source: RefSeq, a predicted model, not a curated record
UAUUGAAUUACUUGACCAAGCACUACUUAGAGGAAAAGGUUCUCGCUGGUGAAUAAUGGCUGUCCUUUUGUAUACAGGGGAUGACAUCACCAUGAGCAUAAAAUAUUGGUACAUAAAAACAAGAUGUGGCUGUUGAUGUGGCUGCUAAAGCUAAGCUCUGAGUCCACAUUAUAAGACCAACAUUUCUAACUUGGACUAGUCUUCAAAGACCUGGAAUCAAAGGCAGUGAUAGAAGACAUAUUCAGACCCUUCAGUAAAAGAGACAACCAUGUAAAAAAAACUCCAUUACAGGAGCACCUGACAUUUCCUGUGGCAGAUUUACUUACUGGAUCAUGGCACAGACCAACAGCGGUGGGCAGGGGACCAACGGGGUAGCGGAUGAGUCCCCCAACAUGAUAGUGUACAGAAAGAUGGAGGAAGUAAUAGCACGCAUGCAGGAUGAGAAAAAUGGCAUCCCAAUCCGAACAGUGAAAAGUUUUCUAACCAAGAUCCCCAGUGUUUUUUCAGGUUCUGAUAUUGUACAGUGGAUGAUCAAGAAUCUGGACAUCGAAGAUCAAGUGGAGGCUCUUCACCUAGGAACUCUGAUGGCUGCACAUGGUUACUUCUUCCCCAUCUCAGAUCACGUCCUCACUCUCAAAGAUGAUGGCACUUUCUAUAGGUUUCAGACUCCAUACUUUUGGCCAUCAAACUGCUGGGAACCAGAAAACACAGACUAUGCUGUUUACCUCUGCAAAAGAACAAUGCAAAAUAAAGCACGUCUGGAGCUUGCAGACUAUGAAGCGGAGAGCUUAGCAAGGCUACAGAGAGCUUUCGCCAGGAAAUGGGAGUUCAUUUUUAUGCAAGCAGAAGCACAAGCGAAAGUGGACAAGAAAAGAGACAAAAUUGAGAGGAAAAUUCUCGACAGUCAGGAAAGAGCAUUCUGGGACGUGCACAGACCAGUGCCUGGAUGUGUGAAUACAACGGAAGUCGACAUAAAGAAGUCCUCCAGAAUGAAAAACCCCCACAAAACCAGAAAGUCUGUGUAUGGGCUGCAGAAUGAUAUUCGCACCCAUAGCCCAACCCACACCCCUGCCCCAGAGGCCAAGCAACCUACAGAAGAAGAACUGCAAGAACAGAUCACCUUUUGGCAAUUGCAAUUAGACAGGCAUCGACUGAAAAUGUCCAAAGUGGCAGAGAGUUUGCUGGGCUACACAGAGCAGUACGUUGAAUACGACCCCUUCCUCACGCCUCCAGAUCCAUCCAACCCCUGGAUCUCAGAUGACACCACACUCUGGGAGCUCGAAGCCAGUAAGGAGCCAGGCCAGCAGAGGGUAAAGAGGUGGGCUUUUGGCAUUGAUGAGGUUCUCAAAGAUCCUGUUGGGAGAGAGCAGUUCCUCAAGUUCCUGGAGUCUGAGUUCAGCUCAGAGAAUCUAAGGUUCUGGCUAGCAGUUCAGGAACUAAAGAAGCGUCCCAUCAGAGAAGUUCCAACUCGAGUUCAGGAGAUCUGGCAGGAGUUUCUGGCCCCCGGAGCGCCCAGUGCCAUCAACGUUGACUCCAAGAGCUACGACAAAACCACCCAGAAUGUCAAAGACCCUGGACGCUAUGCCUUUGAGGAUGCACAGGAACACAUCUACAAAUUGAUGAAGAGUGAUUCUUACAGUCGUUUCAUCCGUUCCAGUGCCUAUCAGGAGUUAUUACAGGCCAAGAAGAAGAAAAGUAAGAACUUGUUCUGAAGGCUCUUACUUCCAGCACAGGGGAAACCACUAGUAUCCAAGUGGCUGACCAGUCGUGUGCCAUCAUGCUAAAAUCAAUGCCAACUCUCUCUCUGGGACAUGGAGAGGGGGACCAUCUCAUCUCUUCGUCAUCAUUGUCUGUCCAUCCGUUCUUGGCUCAGCCAGGUGAUGAGCCGGGCCAUCUGUUCGUCUGUUGUCCACCGGAAGUUGCAUGUCCAUGGAGAGGAUGUUCCUUCUUCUCUCUCCUCUUACAGUACCUGAUAUAUUUCCAGUAUUCUCAGAAAAGGAGGCAUUGCUGGACUUGUGAGGACACUGACAGACUGGUGAGAUGCAAAAUGUCACUGAAAGAAAGUCAGUGUUCCAGUCCAACGUUCCAGUUCUUUCCAUCGUAACUGCUGGAUCGGCGCCCCCUCUCUCACUUCCAGCUGAAACAAAUGAUGUCAGAGAGAAAAAAAGAAAAAAAAAACACAUAGAAAAAUAAUAAAUAAAAUGACAGCUUAAACUGAUAAAUCUAACCAAUGUCAUUGCUUUACAUGAUCUGAGGUCACAGAUACUUUGUCACGCUAUGGGAAGUGUUG